CUUGGGCCAGCGGCGCUGAAUCCCGGGAAGCUGUAAAAAGAGGGGGACUUGGAGGGGGGGAAGGGAAGACGGGGACCGGGAUCGGGAGUGCCCGGGGUGGGGAAGGGUCGCCCCGCCGCGGCCGGUUCGUUUUCUGCCUCCCCAGAGUCUCUCCUUGGGGCCAUCAGGUGUUUCCCCUCGCUACGGCCUCAGCGCAGCCGCUUCACGUUCCCCGGAUGCCCCCAGGGCUGGGCUCCUACUUCCCCACCCCGCUCGGCCAGCAGUCUUGUCGCCUCCUCUCCAGACUCGCCAGCAGGCCGCCCCGUGGGAAUGGGCCCCAGCCUGCCCUGCUCGUGAAUUGUCUGCGGAGUUGUUGGCGUGGGGUCUCCUCUAUUAGUCCGAGCCCUCGAGAGCUGGGGCUGUCGGUUGCCUUUCUUUGGAGCGCCAGCUCCCGACGCUGCUCCUGGCACAUAGUAGACCCUUAGAGCUGCUCCCGGGGCUACCAUGAUUGAAUUGGUAGCAGAGCUGAGCCGGGGCCCUGUGUUUCUGGCUGGGGAGGCGCUGGAGUGUGUGGUGACUGUCACAAACCCCCUAUCUCCCACGGCCACCUCUGCAUCCAGUGAAGCAUUGGCCUGGGCCAGUGCCCAAAUACAUUGCCAAUUCCAUGCCAGUGAGAGCCGUGUGGCACUGCCCCCUCCAGACUCCAGCCAACCAGAUGUCCAGCCUGAGAGCCAGACUGUGUUCUUGCCACAUCGAGGUGAGCGAGGUCAAUGUAUACUAUCCACUCCUCCAAAGAUUCUGUUUUGUGACUUGAGGCUAGACCCUGGAGAGUCCAAAUCCUAUUCCUACAGUGAAGUGCUUCCUGCGGAAGGGCCACCAUCUUUUCGGGGCCAAUCUGUCAAGUAUGUCUACAAGCUGACCAUUGGCUGCCAGCGGGUCAACUGCCCCAUCACUUUGCUUAGGGUGCCACUGAGGGUACUUGUGUUGACUGGCUUCCAGGAUGCCCUGUUUCCCCAGGAUGAAGCUGUGGCUCCCUCCAGCCCAUUCCUAGAAGAAGAAGAAGCAGGUAGAAAGGACUCAAGACUAGCAGAAUUGGCAGGAGAGUUCCUCAUGGCUGCUACCUCCCGCCGCAGUUUGUAUCUAUACAAUAUCAGUGACGGUCGCGGGAAGGUUGGGACCUUUGGAAUCUUCAAGUCCGUGUACAGACUUGGGGAGGACGUAAUAGGGACCCUCAAUCUGGGGGAGGGGACUGUGGCCUGUUUGCAGUUCUCAGUAAGUCUGCAGACAGAAGAGACUGUCCAGCCUGAGUAUCAGCGGCGCCGGGGGGCAAGUGGGGUUCCAUCUGUGUCCCAUGUCACUCAUGCCCGACACCAGGAAUCCUGUCUUCACACAACCAGAACUAGCUUCUCUCUUCCCAUUCCAUUAAGCUCUACCCCAGGCUUCUGCACAGCCAUUGUGUCCUUGAAGUGGCGGCUACACUUUGAAUUUGUGACAUCUCGGGAACCUGGCUUAGCAUUGCUCCCUCCCAUGGAACAGCCUGAACCUGUGGUCUGGAUGGGACCUGAACAAGUGCCUGUGGACACCUUCAGCUGGGAUCUCCCCAUCAAGGUGCUGCCCACAAGCCCCACACUGGUCUCCUAUGCUGCUCCAGGUCCCAGUGCCAGCACUGUCACCAUCUGAUCUGGGCUCCGGUUACCCCCUGUGGCACUGCUGUGUUUGGACACAGCACGAAAAACAAGACUCCUGCGUGGCCCUUUCCUUCCCUUCUGGGGCUGUAUGAGUCUGAGAAGGGACUUCAUGGCAGGCAUUUGGUGGUCCAUUUAUUUAUUUAGAAUAAAUUCACAGCUGCUAGUGGU
Antechinus flavipes (yellow-footed antechinus) is the source of this 1835-nucleotide messenger RNA. RefSeq names its product RGP1 homolog, RAB6A GEF complex partner 1 (gene RGP1). The record is from RefSeq and is a predicted model, not a curated record. Gene Ontology annotation, biological process: retrograde transport, endosome to Golgi. The transcript has 9 exons. The coding region runs from base 484 to 1659 and encodes 391 amino acids. NCBI's taxonomy places the organism in Eukaryota, Metazoa, Chordata, Mammalia, Dasyuromorphia, Dasyuridae. Gene Ontology annotation, cellular component: Golgi membrane; Ric1-Rgp1 guanyl-nucleotide exchange factor complex.